AUGAUGUGCGGCGUCGGCGUCGGCGUCGGAGACCCCGUCGACGAGUUCCUCGUCGGGGGCGCCGGCGACGGCGGGGAGGGCCUCGUCGCCUUCUGCGACGGAGGGCUUGGGAUUGAGGAUGUCAGCGGAGGUGACUCUGGUCUUGGGCACUCUAAUUUGGGGAAAAGGGGCAGAGAUGAACCAUCUUCAUCUGGUCCAAAGUCAAAGGCUUGCCGCGAGAAAAUGCGGAGGGAUAAACUGAAUGACAGGUUUCUUGAAUUAUGUUCUGUUAUGAAUUCUGGCAAGCACACUGGUCUUGAAGAAUGUUCGGCUAGCAAUCCUGGGAAGAACGCUAAGUUGGACAAAGCAAGUAUCUUGAGCGAUGCAACUCGUAUGUUGACACAGCUCAGAGGCGAGACCGAAAAGCUGAAAGAAUCAAAUGUGAAUCUUCGAGAGACAAUCAAGGACCUUAAGGUGGAGAAGAAUGAGCUCCGAGAUGAGAAGUUGAGCCUGAAGGCAGAAAAGGAAAGGCUGGAACAACAACUCAAAGCAGCGAGUGCUGCUCCUACAGGAUUUGCUCCUCAUAUGCCUUAUCCAGCUACGUUCCACCCCGCCGUCUUCCCUCCAUUUGCACCACCCUAUCAAGUCCCAGCCAACAAAGGCGCUCCGGUCCCUGCUGCAUUCCCUGGAAUGGCGAUGUGGCACUGGUUGCCCCCAACCGCCAUGGACACAACUCAAGAUCCAAAGCUCUGGCCGCCGAAUGCUUAG
This is a messenger RNA of Triticum turgidum subsp. durum (durum wheat), 747 nucleotides long. The record is from the annotation of a GenBank genome assembly. Lineage: Eukaryota; Viridiplantae; Streptophyta; Magnoliopsida; Poales; Poaceae.